Pseudozyma hubeiensis SY62 is the source of this 2268-nucleotide messenger RNA. RefSeq names its product predicted enhancer of mRNA. Gene Ontology annotation, biological process: P-body assembly; deadenylation-independent decapping of nuclear-transcribed mRNA. The transcript has a single exon. Gene Ontology annotation, cellular component: P-body. NCBI's taxonomy places the organism in Eukaryota, Fungi, Basidiomycota, Ustilaginomycetes, Ustilaginales, Ustilaginaceae. The coding region runs from base 1 to 2268 and encodes 755 amino acids. Gene Ontology annotation, molecular function: mRNA binding. The record is from RefSeq and is a predicted model, not a curated record.
AUGUCGUCGCCUUUCAUCGGGCUAGACGUCAAGCUCACGCUCCAUUCCCAGCCAGACACGCAUCUACACGCAAAGAUUCUGUCCAUCGACCAAGCUGCCAACACACUCACUGUCGAAAGGCAAGAUGGAACCCAAGCUGUGCUCAAGCGCACCGACAUUGCCAGCCUUGCUGCGUCCAAACCUGCAGCGACUGCAUCGAAACAUCCCUCCUCAGCACAUUCAAGCACAGACACGGCAGCGCCAACAAAGCCACAGGGCAAGCAGAAGAAGCAGCAGCAAUCAGUAGAUGCUUCUUCUACAACCAAGCCAGCACCACCUCAGCCCCAGUCACAAACGCCAGCAGACCCUGCUAUCAUGUCUCUGACUCGCUCGAAUGAUUCUCACACUGUCAUUGCGGACCAUCACCCUGCUGCGCUCCUUCGAGCACCUCUGCACGGCUCAGAUCCAGCAGGCUCGCGCUCGUCUACACCCUCACGCUCUCCCAGACCCAAACAUGCUGCCACCGCAGUGCCCACACCCAAGUCAUCAAAGAAGAAGAACCCUGUCGCCACUUCUUCUCGCAGUGGUAGCCCUGCCAUCCCGAAUGCCUCCCUCUCAGAGGACUUUGAUUUCACUGCUGGCCUCAAAGCUUUUGACAAGAAGAAGAUCUGGGAUGACAUUCGGGCUUCCGACGACACGGAUCCUGCUGCUCUUCUCGUUUCUCACAAUCGCAUCGCGAAUGGCGCUCCAGAUCUCGUGCGCGGUCCCAAUGGCGUAGGACCUGCCAACUCGUAUUCGACACCGGAUCGUGGUAGGAGCAACGUCAAGGAUGGACAGCAAAAGCUGCGUCCUAAUGAAAUGGUAUGCAGCCCUUCUCCCGAGCGAGCGUCCUCGCCGACUCCAGCUGCACCAGCUGUGCCGAACGCAGUGGUACAAGCGCCACAGUCCGCAGCGACAGCUUCUUUGAACGCUGGCAAACCAACCUACGAACAACUGGAAGACCGCAUCAGGAAGUUGGAGGCCGAGUUGGCCCUUGCCAGGAGACGCAAUGUGCUGCUCGAGGAGCUGGCUGGUCUCGGUCUUGGCACCCGUGUCGAUGCAGUUUCGGACCAUGCAUCGUCGCCCUCUGUCUCCUCCCCGUCUCAGCCUGGUACAAAGAGCACCAAAUCUGUCGCUCCACCGGCAACAGAUCCUGCCGAGCCAGCUGUCGAGGAAACGCAGAAGAGCCUCUCCGCCUUGUCUCUGCAGUCCGACGCUCAUCCAUCCAAAGCUCACCAGUCGACGCCAGCAAUGCUCUCUAGUGCACUUCCUGCAGCAGGAUUUGCAGUUUCGGCCGAGUCUCGAUCUCAACAAUCCACGCCUGCUCCUGCCACCCCGACCUCUACCUCAACGGCACCUAUUCCUGAAACAAAAGACGCAGAAACUGAUAAGGAAGAGCCAUUGUUCGGACACAUCGUGGACCCUCCCGUCUUGACGCUACUGUUCCCUACCGCCGCCAUCCAACACUCCGCUCUUGCGCGUAUGGAAGCAUUCUACGAGUCCGACUCUAACGCCAAACAGUAUCUCAGCUUGCAAGAAGCAGCCGACGAGCGUAUCUGUCGCAACUACCAGGGCUUCAACUUUCCUCUCCGUCAAGGUGUCCACGAAUGGCUCGAUGCCAUGUUCGAGGCUACAAACAGCGAUGAAGAGUUGUCCAAGUGGUGGAUUCCACAUUGUUCCGCUGAAGAGAACCAGCUUCUCGAGGUUCUUGUCACUCUCGGCGCCAUUUCUCCGUAUGAAGGUGCAUCGUCCCGCAAUGACGCAGAGAGCGGUAGCAUCAGCUACAUCAUCUCGUGUGUCGCCUCGCAAGCCCAUUCGACUCUGCCGCACGAACUGCUCCAUGCGCUCUACUUCCUCUCCGCCCCAUAUCGAUCUUUCGUCACUCGUCAGUGGGACUCGCUGUCAGCGGCAAGCAAGAAGGUCAUCGAAACGGAUCUCGGUCUGCGCAAGUAUUCACCCUCGGUGUUUCAGGAUGAGUUUCAAGCCUACCUCGCCGAAGGGCUGGGCACGGAGAAGGAGUUCGGUAAUAAGCCGGCGGCUGAGUGUCAGGACAUCGCAGUGCAGCUGAGAGAGCACGUGGCGAAAGAGUGGAAGAAGUUGGGCAUGGAUUUGGAGAGCGGCAAGCAGCAGGAGGCGUGGGAAGAGGUCAAGUGGCAGACGUUGGAUAGGUAUGCUGCUGUGCAGAAGGCGAGUAGGAAAGCGAAUGGGCAGGGAAAGAGUGGCAAGGGUGGAAAGAAGGGUAAGAAGUGA